Oryza brachyantha (malo sina) is the source of this 2311-nucleotide messenger RNA. Its product is annotated as histone deacetylase 15-like. Gene Ontology annotation, molecular function: histone deacetylase activity. Gene Ontology annotation, cellular component: histone deacetylase complex. The transcript is spliced from 17 exons. The coding region runs from base 222 to 2090 and encodes 622 amino acids. The record is from RefSeq and is a predicted model, not a curated record. Gene Ontology annotation, biological process: chromatin organization. Lineage: Eukaryota; Viridiplantae; Streptophyta; Magnoliopsida; Poales; Poaceae.
UGUAGUAUCCUUCGUUCUCCGUCGUCUCUCUCCCGUAGUCCCGUGCGCGGCAGGGACAGCCGGCCGGCCGGCGAGCACCCCCCCUCCCCCCCGACGCGCUCUCCCUUGCGGCGGCCCAGGACGGGCUUCUCCUCCCCUCUCCUCCCGCCGCCUGCGCUGAUCUCCCCGCGAGGCAGGGGCGCUGUCGUCCUUCAUCCUCACCGAUUGCACUGCAUGCUCUGAUGACAUCUGAUAUGAGACCACUCAACAGCCAAAAGGGUCAGACCUGUGGAGUUUCUGACCAAGCUUGCCACAGCAAAAGCAAAAACGACAAUGAUGGAAAACCAUCACGUGCUAAAGUGAAUGGAGUUUCCUCGUUGAGCGGGAGCCAUAAUGAUGAGAAAUUUUUGAAAGAGAACUCUGGAGCAUGCAAUUUAAAUUCUGACCAUGCCAAUUCUUUAUCAGUAGAUGGGGUCAGAGUUUCUAUAGCAAGGUCAGAACUAAUUGACAAUUCAGAUCAUGAUGGUUGUCUGCAUGUCAAGAAUGAAAGCUGUAUGGCUUGUGAUGAUCUGCUUCAAGAGUCUGACGGAGAACAACAUGGGGGUACACUGGAGGAUCUAUUUUCCUUUAAUGACGAGGAGGAUGAUGACAGUGAUUGGGAACCCUCUGCUCGCCUUGCUUUGGACAGGUGGUUUUGCUUGAACUGUACAGUGCCAAAUAUGGAAGAUUUUGCACAUUGCCAGAAUUGCAAUGAGCUUAAAGGAUCUGCAGUAGUUGGAUAUGAUGCUUUCAAAGCUCAUCUUGCACAGGCAGCUUUUUUAUCUUCUGACACAGCACUGCCAUCGGUAUCCACAGCUGUCGGUUUUGAUGAAAGAAUGCUGCUCCAUAGUGAGAUAGAGAUUAAACCAAAUCCACAUCCAGAAAGGCCUGACCGCCUUCGUGCAAUUGCUGCUAGUCUUGCUGCCGCAGGUAUCUUUCCCUCUAAAUGUGUUAUGGUACCUCCUCGAGAAAUCACGAAGGAAGAACUCCUAACAGCCCAUACUUCAGAUCACAUUGACAGUGUUGAGCAGACAAAAAACAUGCUUUACAGUUACUUCACUUCGGAUACAUAUGCAAAUGGACACUCAGCAUGUGCUGCCAAACUUGCAGCAGGGAUAUGUGCUGAUCUUGCUAGCUUGAUAGUUUCUGGGCAUGCUCGUAAUGGAUUUGCAAUGGUGAGGCCUCCUGGGCAUCAUGCUGGGGUGAAGCAAGCCAUGGGAUUUUGUCUUCACAACAAUGCAGCAGUGGCUGCAUUAGCUGCACAAAGAGCUGGUGCCAAGAAAGUAUUAAUAGUUGACUGGGAUGUGCACCAUGGUAAUGGAACACAGGAGAUAUUUGAUGGGGACAAUUCUGUCUUGUACAUAUCACUACAUCGUCAUGAGGAUGGAAGUUUCUACCCUGGAACUGGGGCAGCACAUGAGGUUGGAGUUAUGGAUGGCCAAGGAUUCUCGGUCAAUAUACCUUGGAGCCGUGGUGGUGUUGGAGACAAUGACUACAUAUUUGCUUUUCAGCAUGUGGUGCUUCCGAUAGCUGCAGAGUUUGCUCCAGACAUUACCAUUAUAUCUGCAGGAUUUGAUGCAGCGAGGGGCGACCCUCUGGGUUGUUGUGAUGUCACUCCUGCUGGAUACUCUAGGAUGACGUCCAUGCUAACUGCUUGUUCACAGGGAAAGUUGUUGGUUAUACUUGAGGGAGGAUACAAUCUUCGGUCUAUAUCCUCAUCAGCUACCGAAGUUGUUAAGGUCCUACUUGGGGAUAAUCCUAUUUAUCAUACAGGUGCAACUGAACCGUCAGAGGAGGGCAUACAGACUGUCUUACAAGUCCUGAGUAUCCAGCAGCAAUUUUGGCCAGUUUUAGUUCCAUCCUUUGCAUCAGUUCUGUCACUGCAGCGGUCGGUUUUUUCCAAAUAUACCAGUGAAGGAAACAAGAAAAGGAAGCAUGCAGGAGGAGCAGGGCCUUUCUGGUGGAAAUGGGGAAGCAAAAGGCUUCUGUACGAAGUGCUAUUUGAGGGCCGCUGUCUGCGAAAGAUCAAGGAUACAUGCAAAGAAAAAUCGAAUGAUGAAGCAGAGCCCUAAAUGCGCUGCUGCUGCUGAGGCCUGACUGCUGAUCUUCUCAACAUCAAUAGUGUAGUGGGCUGACUGGGGUUCCCUGAAGCUGUGUAGCUUUGCAUAUACCGGGCCAAAUUUUGACUGGAGAAUUAAAAUGGUAGUUCGUGUUUUUAGGUGAAAUUUGUGAACUUGUUGACAUGUAUUGGGAUGUUUACUUGUCCUAGCAAUAGAGUUUAAGUUUACCAUCC